Molecule: messenger RNA, 1503 nt
Organism: Papilio machaon (common yellow swallowtail)
Lineage: Eukaryota; Metazoa; Arthropoda; Insecta; Lepidoptera; Papilionidae
Gene: Nasp
Product: histone-binding protein N1/N2
Exons: 9
Coding region: 174-1379 (401 amino acids)
Biological process (GO): CENP-A containing chromatin assembly; DNA replication-dependent chromatin assembly
Cellular component (GO): nucleoplasm
Molecular function (GO): histone binding
Source: RefSeq, a predicted model, not a curated record
CUAACAAACGACGAACGAACGACGUGCCGAGUGCCGAUUAAUUGUGGUUGUGGUUGUAAAAGGGAAAGUUAUUUCUUCUUGAUUUUAGUGAACUCAAGUCUCAAAGCAUAGUUUUAUAGUAUCGACAGACAAUUCGUUUUUGUUUUAAUAUUAUUUAACACACAUAAAUAGCCAUGGCUGAUGUAGCAGACGUGAGCACUUCAUCACCGGUGGAGUUGUUAAGUGUAGGCAGGAGACAUCUUGCAGUGAGAGACUACAGUGCUGCAGUUGAGGCUUUGACGAAGGCUUGCGAGUUGCUUGCUGCAGAACAUGGUGAUACCGCUGACCAAUGUGCUGAAGCUUAUUUAUGGUAUGGCAAAGCCCUUCUUGGAUUAUCAAGAGAAGAAAGUGGAGUCUUAGGAGAUGGUAUGCCAGGAACUGGUAAUGCUGAUGAAGAUGAAAACGGAGAUCAAGAAGAUAAUGAUGAAGAACAGAAUGAAGAUGGUGAGGAGGGAACAGAAGCAGAAGCCAAAAUGGAGACUCAGGACGAUUCAGCUGACAGCGGAACUGAAGUUGAGAAGACUGAAGCUGAAUCUACUACCAAGGAUGAUGAACCAACUGUGGUAGCGCCCAGCGGGACUGAUGAUGAGAAACCUGGGACUUCAAAUGGUGAUGCAAUGGACGAAUCUAUGGCGAAUUUGGACAAUGAAGAUGAUGUUGACAAUCUGCAACUAGCGUGGGAAACACUUGAUCUGGCUCGCAGUAUUCUAAAGCGUCGUGUAGAGGCGGGAGGUGGAGAUGCUGCGAGAACAUUGUUAGCUGAUGUACAUCUCGCACUGGGAGAGGUCGCUUUAGAAAGUGAGACCUACGACAAAGCUGUCACUGAUAUGAUGACCUGUUUGGAAAUUCAAAAAGAACUGUACAGUAGUGAUGAUAGGUGCAUAGCUGAAACUCACUAUCAAAUCGGUCUCGCAAACUCUUUAGCAUCAAACUUUGAAGACGCAGUAACACAUUUUAAGAAUGCAGCGAACAUUUUAGAAUCUAGAAUCAAAGCAUUAGAGAAUGCAAAUCCCAAAGACGAUGCCACUAUAAAGAAAUAUAAAUUAAACGAUCCAUUCUAUUCUAUUGAAGCAGAGAUUAAGGAAUUGAAGGAACUUCUACCUGAAAUACAGGAGAAAAUACAAGAUAUGAUAGAUUGCAAAGCUGAGACGAUAAAGCGAGUUCGUGAGACAUUAUGUCCUGCAAAUGGCGAGGGUUCAGGGGAACCAAGCAUUGCCAGUUCCACUUCCUCGGAACCCAAAGUUAAACCUGCUGCAUCAGACAUCUCACAUCUUAUCAAGAGAAAGAGGAAGGCUAGUGACGGUGAGGCAGAUUCUGCCUCAAAGAGAGUUAAUACGUGAAUAGUGUGUUUAGUGAAAAGUGAUGUUUUAGUGUUAGGAAGCCUUCUUUUAAAGCUAAGGACAUCUAAGGUGAGUUUUUAAGAUGAAUCUACUUAAAAUCUAGUGGUAAAUAUUUUUGUUAGCA